Sinocyclocheilus anshuiensis is the source of this 970-nucleotide messenger RNA. RefSeq names its product isocitrate dehydrogenase [NAD] subunit gamma, mitochondrial-like. NCBI's taxonomy places the organism in Eukaryota, Metazoa, Chordata, Actinopteri, Cypriniformes, Cyprinidae. Gene Ontology annotation, molecular function: oxidoreductase activity, acting on the CH-OH group of donors, NAD or NADP as acceptor; NAD binding; magnesium ion binding. Bases 117 to 494 code for a protein of 125 amino acids. The record is from RefSeq and is a predicted model, not a curated record. Gene Ontology annotation, cellular component: mitochondrion. The transcript is spliced from 4 exons. Gene Ontology annotation, biological process: isocitrate metabolic process; tricarboxylic acid cycle.
CUCCAAUUUCACUUAACUCAGAAAGAUUUACCAAUAUCAAUAACUAAAGUGUUACCAAUAUUUUGAAUAUGUUUUUGUUGAUGUAGCUGGUCUCUAAGCCCCAGCAGUUUGACGUGAUGGUGAUGCCUAAUCUCUAUGGAAAUGUGGUGAGCAAUGUGUGCGCUGGACUUGUUGGAGGUCCAGGUCUAGUACCAGGAGUCAACUACGGCAAGGACUACGCUGUUUUUGAGACCGCCACUAGGAACACUGGAAAAAAUAUUGCUAACAAUAAUAUUGCAAAUCCCACAGCCACACUGCUGGCCAGCUGCCUGAUGCUGGAUCACUUAAAGCUUCAUGCAUAUGCCAAGAUGAUUCGAAAGGCAGUUCUGAAAACUUUGUCUGAAACUCAGUUGCAGACUGCUGACUUGGGAGGUCAGGGUACUACAUCUGAGGUGGCCCACUCUAUUAUGCAGGAGAUCCAGAGAGGAGGACCAUGCACAUCAGAACAGAUCUGAACUUCAUUUCUGCAGGUCCUAGACCCUCACAGAGUACACAGAAACGAUCUUAUGCUUUUGAGAAACACAGGACACAUGGUGAAUUCUUUAAUGUAAAGAUGUAAGUUAGUGUGUUGAAAUGGUGUAUAUUUUUCUUUUGUAAUCUAUAUAUCUAGCGGUAUAAAUGUUUCUGAUGUUAUUUAUCCGUCAUGAUCAAGUUAAGGCCUUUAUCUAAACUGAACUGGACUGCUGUGUAUUUUAUUUCAUACCCAACAGGUUCUGUAUUGAGGUUUCCAUCUUAUUCAUUUAUUAUUUAUUGCCUGUUGUUAAUUGAUGAUGCACUUUCAUGAAUAAAUGUUCUAAAACUUCAUGCCUCAUCAUAAGACAUGUUCAAAAUUAAAUAGACAGUAUGAUGUAUGGACAAACAUUUUCCAAUAGGUGGCACUAAAACGCUGCACUUCAGCUUUAUCAAGUUUGGAUGCUUUUUGACAUUUAUG